AUGUCGAAGCGACGUAUUGACGUUGGUGAUAGCAUGUCUGCUGUCAAAAAGAUGAUUAAGGAAGAGGAUACCAGUGCUGAUAAAAAGGAUGAUAAGACCGGCAAGCCUCAGUCAAUAUUUGAACAGUUCAACAUACCCCGACCAACACUCCAACUGAACCCGUUCACAGGACUACCCUUCACGCCCCGCUAUUAUGAUCUGUUUCGCAAGCGGUCCACUCUUCCUGUCUGGGAGUACAAGGAAAGAUUUGUUGACAUGGUUACAAAACAUCAGACUAUUGUGCUGGUCGGUGAAACUGGUUCUGGAAAGACAACCCAGAUUCCACAGUGGUGCUUGGAGUGGGUGAGGGCUCGCAAUCCCAAAAAGGGUGUUGCCUGUACACAGCCGCGUCGAGUGGCAGCCAUGUCUGUUGCACAGCGUGUCUCGGAAGAAAUGGAUGUGCGUCUAGGUCAAGAGGUUGGAUACAGCAUCAGAUUCGAAGAUUGCACAUCACAGAAAACAGUUUUAAAGUACAUGACAGACGGUAUGUUGUUGCGUGAAGCAAUGUCUGACCCACUGUUGGAAGCCUAUGGCAUUAUAAUGCUGGAUGAGGCUCACGAGCGCACCCUGGCCACAGACAUUCUCAUGGGUUUGCUGAAGGAGGUGGCAAAGCAGCGAUCCGAUUUGAAGAUCAUUAUAAUGAGUGCUACUUUAGAUGCUGGAAAAUUUCAGACAUACUUUGACAACGCUCCACUAAUGGCAGUGCCAGGCAGAACCCAUCCUGUAGAGAUUUUCUACACCCCUGAACCAGAGAGAGAUAACCUGGAAGCAGCCAUCAGAACAGUUAUACAGAUACACAUGUGUGAGGACACUGAAGGAGACAUGUUGCUCUUUCUUACUGGUCAAGAGGAAAUAGAUGAAGCAUGUAAGCGAAUUCACAGAGAAGUUGAAAAUCUGGGGCAGGAUGUUGGAGAACUGAAGUGUAUACCUCUGUACUCCACUCUGCCACCAAAUCUACAGCAAAGAAUCUUUGAAGCCCCACCUCCUAAAAAAGCCAAUGGUGCCAUUGGACGAAAAGUUGUAGUGUCAACCAAUUUAGCUGAGACAUCGCUGACCAUUGAUGGUGUGGUGUUUGUGAUAGAUCCUGGCUUUGCCAAACAGAAGGUGUACAAUCCCCGUAUCCGUGUGGAGUCAUUGCUGGUGACUGCCAUCUCCAAGGCUAGUGCACAACAAAGAGCUGGUCGAGCCGGAAGAACCAGGCCUGGGAAAUGUUUCCGUUUGUACACAGAGAAAGCAUACAAACAGGAGAUGCAAGAGAACACAUAUCCAGAGAUCUUAAGGUCAAAUCUUGGCACGGUUGUGUUGCAGCUGAAGAAGCUUGGUAUAGAUGACUUGGUUCAUUUUGAUUUUAUGGAUCCCCCAGCUCCUGAGACUUUGAUGCGUGCUCUCGAACUGCUGAACUACCUAGCAGCCCUGGAUGACGACGGUGAAAUUACUGAACUGGGGUCCAUGAUGGCCGAGUUUCCCUUGGAUCCCCAGCUAGCAAAAAUGGUGAUAGCCAGCUGUGACGACAAUUGCUCCAAUGAAGUUCUGUCCAUUACAGCAAUGCUUUCAGUCCCUCAGUGUUUUGUACGACCCAUGGAAGUGAAGAAAGCUGCAGAUGAAGCCAAGAUGAGGUUUGCUCACAUUGAUGGUGAUCACCUCACGCUGCUAAAUGUCUACCACGCCUUCAAGCAGAAUCAUGAAGAUCCUCAGUGGUGUUAUGAUAAUUUCAUUAACUACCGAUCCCUGAAAAGUGCAGACAAUGUUCGACAGCAGCUGGCCAGAAUCAUGGACCGUUUCAACCUGCGCAGAUCAAGUACAGAUUUCACAUCCCGAGAUUAUUACAUCAAUAUCAGGAAAGCACUUGUGUCGGGAUUUUUCAUGCAGGUAGCUCAUUUAGAGCGCACAGGCCAUUACCUGACCGUGAAAGAUAGCCAGGUAGUCCAGCUGCAUCCCUCAACAGUGCUGGACCACAAACCUGAGUGGGUCCUUUACAAUGAGUUCGUAUUGACCACCAAAAAUUACAUCCGUACUGUUACCGAUGUCAAACCAGAGUGGUUGGUCAAAAUGGCACCACAGUACUAUGAUAUGGCCAACUUUCCCAUGUGUGAGGCCAAAAGACAGCUGGAGAGAAUUAUUGCCAAACUCCAAAGUGGCAAGGGAGGAAACAUAUGA
Molecule: messenger RNA, 2196 nt
Organism: Candidula unifasciata
Lineage: Eukaryota; Metazoa; Mollusca; Gastropoda; Stylommatophora; Geomitridae
Source: the annotation of a GenBank genome assembly